Molecule: messenger RNA, 1933 nt
Organism: Pristis pectinata (smalltooth sawfish)
Lineage: Eukaryota; Metazoa; Chordata; Chondrichthyes; Rhinopristiformes; Pristidae
Gene: ebpl
Product: EBP like
Exons: 4
Coding region: 1-624 (207 amino acids)
Biological process (GO): sterol metabolic process
Cellular component (GO): endoplasmic reticulum; membrane
Molecular function (GO): cholestenol delta-isomerase activity
Source: RefSeq, a predicted model, not a curated record
AUGGGCGAGGAGGAGCCGCUGCUGAGCCCGGCAGCUCUGUGCUCGCUGCUGCUGUGCUCCACUCAGGUGCCUCUGGCUUGCGCGCUGUCGCUGUACUUCGGGCAGCGAUGUUCUCCACUGGACCGGGCGCUCCUGGCCUGGCUCUUCUAUGACUGCAUCGUGCACUUUACCCUGGAAGGUCCAUUUGUUUACAUGUCCUUGACAGGGACUGUGGCUCAAUCCGAUAACAUUCUUGCUUUUCUGUGGCAAGAGUAUGGAAAAGCAGAUGCAAGAUGGCUUUACUCAGAUCCUACCAUUGUAUCGUUAGAAAUCCUGACAGUGGUGCUGGAUGGGUUUUUAGCACUGGUUCUUAUUUAUGCGAUUGUGAAAGAUAAAUACUACAGGCACUUUGUGCAGAUCACAUUAUGUGUUUGUGAACUGUACGGUGGCUGGAUGACCUUCUGCCCUGAUUGGCUCAUUGGAAGCCCAAACUUGAAUACCAGCAACUGGCUUUACCUCUGGGUCUAUCUGGCUUUCUUCAAUGGGGUCUGGCUGGUUGUUCCAGGUCUGUUGCUAUGGCACUCUUGGCUCAGUCUCAAGGAAACGCACCGAAAGAAAAUAGAUGCAGAGAAAAAAGCAAGAUAGAUGAUAAUUCUGCCAAUACAUCCAGAAGGAAAUGGAUCCUCUCUAAGUUUUAUGUUUAAGAAAAGUUUAUGGAAUUCCAUCAAAAAUACUUGAUUUCUUUCACAUUCAAUUUAUAUAUUUUUUUUACAGUUGGUUAAAUGUUCAAUUACAUUACAUCAUUCACAAGCAAUAUUUUCUCUUUUUAAUAACAUCAAUAUGAACUGUAUGUUGAGAAAUCAUGAGGUUAUUGUCAAAUGCUAAGAAUGGACUUGCAUUUAUAUGGACCUUUCACAGCCUCUGAAUAUCCUAAAGCAGUUUACAGCCAACAAAGUCCUUUCAAAGGGCAGUGAAAUGUAACAAUUAAAAGAGCGACAUGUCGAUUAGCUACAUCCUGAUUUGCUUUGUUGAGCAGUCAGGAUGUGAUGCAGGCAAUGUUGGCUUUAGAUCUGAUGGAUAGUGACUAUUAGUUCAUAAAAUGAUGAAGACCCUUAUGCCAGUAUCAAGUAUUGGAGUUCCCUUUUAAUUUUUCCACGCUGUUGUAUUUUUAACUAUCCAUUUGGUUUUAAUCUUUAAAAUGUUUACUAUAUUAUAACAACAUCUUUACUUCAACAUUAGUUAACUGACUGUAGAAUUAAAGGUGUUAUAGGAAUACAUAUAUUUUCUCUUCUUUCAAAAAAAAUGUUAAAACUGCAAGAUUUAGUUGUGUGUCCCAAAACAUGAACUUUAGUUUCUUUGGAUUGAAGAAGGAAGCUUCAUUUGGUUUAUUUUGUCAAAAAUUUUAAACAAUUUUGCUUUAUAUUGUCAAUCCUUAAGAUAUUUUUAAAGUUUAUGCUGUUCUUCAAUCUCCAGUGAAAUGGAAAGUCUCAAAUUUUUCAUUAUGUAUUUAAAGUCUUCCAUUUGAUCCAAUUUAGAGGGUGCCAUAAUAACUGUCUCACUUACAAAAUGCAAUAUGUUACCUGCUGAUGUAACAGAGAUUCUGAUUUAUACUAUUACCAUUAAACUUCUUAGGUCUUCAUUCUACCUCCCAGACUGUUUCACUUCAAAGAAAAUGUUUAAACGCAUGAGCUACUGUUCAGACAUUCUGAAUUACUGUUGGAAUUGCCCUAUCUGUGUACUGGUAUGAAGAGUUUAUCACAGGUUAGUGUUUUCCCCACCCACGUUGAUUCUUCUUGUUUUGCUGAUUAAUGUGAUGUAGAGGUGUCCAGGGGAGCCCAACUCAUUGGUAUGUAAUAGCAACUAUUGUGUAAGAAUUGAUUAUUGAUGUUAUCUUUGCAGAUUUGUUCAAUGAAGUUCAAAAUAUUUUGUUGUUAUAAUCUCAGAUUUAUUGCAC